Messenger RNA from Menidia menidia (Atlantic silverside), 6571 nucleotides. NCBI's taxonomy places the organism in Eukaryota, Metazoa, Chordata, Actinopteri, Atheriniformes, Atherinopsidae. The record is from the annotation of a GenBank genome assembly.
UUCAUUUUAAACAUAUGCGUUAUCUUGCCAGUUUACUGUUCAAGAACAAUAGAAACGUUUUUUUUUUGUUUUUUUUUACUUCUAAAACAGAACCGAUACAGGGGUAAAUAUUUCUAAUUCAACUCUGACUUUCAAAUUCAGUUAGUGUGUCAUUUUGUAAUGAAAAACACGCAGUUCUAAUGGCAGGAAUGCACGGUUUCUUGGGGCUGGUCUUAGAUCAGCAUAUAUCCAUAAUAAACACACGGUCCACAUUAACACCGCAUUAGAAACUGUCUUCAGGUCUGUUUAAACGGGAGACGAAAAAAGCCCGCCCCUUAGGAGGUUAACGCACACCCUGGCUUCCACCUCCGGUGUCGCGAAGCCGCCAUAUUUGUACCAGAAAAAACAUAAAUAAAGAGUUUUUCAAAGCCUUCUCUACAGCUGAACUCCUGACAGAAAGAGACCCACGUCUGGAGGCCAACAGUUACGAGACUGGCCAAGAAAAAAGGUAAAACCUGCGUUUAUCUAACGUGCUAACCAUCUGCAUGUGUAGAAGCUAACGGCUAACACGGCCAGCUGGUUAACAGCGGAAUAAAAAAGGUCCUCACUUCCUGUCAAGUGUUUCAACAUAAAAUAUAGCCAGUAGUUUCCGAAAAAAUCUAAGCACACAAGUACAAUAAACAAUUCGCGGAAAUGUCGCAUGAUUUCGUUUUAUAUUUCCUAUAAUUAGCAUUUUUGUCAUGAUUUAGCAAUGCAAAUUUAACACUUUAACACAAUUCCCUCCAACUUGCAGUCAAAUGCUGAUCUCUUUCCAUAGAACAAGAAGGGAUGUUUUCUUAGCAUUUGGAGACGUUAAAACUCCUUGAAUAUACCUAGUGGGGAAUUCAUAUGGAAGGUUACUCCUUUCUAUUUCCCGUUAUUAUGAUAUUUUAAAUAGCUUGUAAGAAUGCGAAAGUUUAUUAGCGUAAUUUGUCAAACUCGUAUUGUGAAGGUUAAAAUAACAACAUCCGGCUGGGUAACGGCCGCCUCUCGCUAACUUUGUGCAGUAAACAAGCCUAGAGGAGCCCGACAGGCUGCAGUGGCGCCUAAUGUCCACGUUUUCCGUAUUUUGAAAUAAAGUUUGCACAUCAUCAGUUCUUUCUACGUAUCGCGGAACUUUAAAAGCCCACAACUGCUCCUCAAACUGGGGAGCUUCUUCUAUCUAGCCGGCUAGCGUGCUAACAUUAGCAGAGAGGUACAGCCCGGCUGGCCCCUAACAAACCUGGACACGAUGUCGCUAGUGGACCUGGGGAAGAGGCUGCUGGAAGCAGCUCGGAAAGGUCAGGAUGAUGAGGUCCGAAACCUGAUGGCCAAUGGGGCUCCAUUCACCACCGACUGGUUGGGGACGUCCCCUCUCCAUCUGGCUGCUCAGCACGGUCAUUACUCCACUGCAGAUGUCCUGCUGAGAGCUGGCGUCAGCAGGGAUGCCCGCACCAAAGUCGACAGGACCCCUCUUCAUAUGGCUGCUGCCGAGGGUCACACAGUCAUCGUAGAGCUGCUGGUCAGGAGCGGAGCCGACAUUAACGCCAAAGACAUGCUGAAGAUGACGGCUCUUCACUGGGCCGCCCAGCACGGGCACCACGGCGUGGCUGAAACUCUCAUUAAGCACGGCGCCGACGUCCACGCGCUCAGCAAGUUCGACAAGACGCCGUUCGACAUCGCAGUCGACAUCCAGAACACGGAACUGAUGCUGCUGCUGCAGGAGGGAAUGCAGAACCAAGUUAACAUGAACCAGGUUAACAUGAACCAAGUGAGUAUGAACGUGGAGACCAGCAGCGCCAACAGCCAGCCACAGUUCAUCAUCCAGGGGAUCCCUGCCAUCCAAGGGGGCGUGGUCAACCUGGCCGAGCUCCUAAACAAGGCCAACGCUGGAGAUUCAGAGGAGGCAAUGGCUGCCAGCGCUCUGGACUCAAACAUCCAGCAUGCUGCUGUCGUCAACGAGGGUGGUCAGCGAGUCAUCACCAUAGUAACGGACCAGCACGGCAACCUGCAGACUACCGGAGGGAUGGCGCAGCCGUUCUUUGUCACAAUGCAGCACGGACAGCAGAGUACGGCGCUCCGGCAGCCUUUCCGUCAGAUGCUGGCAGUGCCCGCCAACACCGUUACAGAGGAGGUGGUGACAGAGGAGCCCCAGCCUCCGCCCGCUAGGAAGAGGAAGCUGGAGGUAACCAACAACCACAAUGACACGGGCGAGACGGAGCUGCUGCAAAGGCAACUACUGGAGGCCAACAGAAAGGCUCAGGAGUACCGACAACAGCUGCUGCGCAAGGAGCAGGAAGCCGAGGAGUACCGCAUCAAGCUGGAGGCCAUGUCCCAAAGUCAGGCAAACAGCACCAACGCCAGCACAGCCGGCAGCGCCGCCGCCAACGCCGCCAGUCCCGAUGAGGUGGUUGGAGGGGAAGAUGAAGAGGAGGGAGGUGCCAGUGUGGUGGAAGAAGAGGGUGAGAUGGUGGUGCUGCAGGAGGGCGGCAUCAUCAUGGAAGGAGAGGAGGGGCAGGUGACUCUGGUGGAGACGGGGGGAGAGACAACACAGAUUGUGGAGCUGGUGGUGGACAACAGUCGCUCGGCUGACGGGGAGGUCGAGGGCCUGACGGACGACUUCACGGAGCUGGAGUUCCUCAGCAUGGUCAACGUGGGGCUGAACUCGCUGUCGAAGCUGCCCUCUCUGCCCAAACUGCACAAGCUGGAGCUGAGCGACAACAACCUGUCAGGGUCUCUGGCAAUUCUGGCGGAGAAAUGUCCCAACUUGACCUACCUCAACCUGAGCGGGAACAAGAUCAAAGAGCUGAGCACCGUGGAGGCACUGCAAAACCUGAAGAGCCUGCAGAGUCUGGACCUGUUCAACUGUGAGAUCACGUCUUUGGAGGACUACAGGGAGAGCGUGUUCGAGCUGCUUCCACAGGUCACCUACCUGGACGGGUUCGACCAGGAGGACAACGAGGCCCCCGACUCGGAGGCUGAUGAUGAAGAUGAGAACGGCGAGGAAGGGGCAGGGCCCACUGGCGAUUACGACGAUGAUGACGAUGAAGAGGAGGAUGAAGACGGCUCUGAGGGAGGAGAGGUGGGGUUGAGCUUUCAGGUGAACCAGGGCAAUCAGGUGGGCAUCUCAGGCUUUCGCCUGCAGGAUGAAUAUAACGACGAGGAGGACGACUUUCCAGAUGACGAAGAGGAGCAGGCCGGCGUUCAGGGAGAAAAGAGGAAGAGAGACGUAGAUGACGAAGGAGAGGAAGACGAUGACGACGAAGACGACUAGGCGUCCAGCCGGCUGCCGUCCGUCCGUCCGUGUGUCAUCCUGUCCCGUCUCUGUCCGUCUCAGUCCUCCUCCGGGCCCGACCUCCACCAGACAGCAGCCGCGGCGCUGCGACCUCAGAUAGUUGGUUUCAGUUUGUAAUAGAAUCACUUGUUUAUUUUUAGACGAUAUAUGAGAUUUACAGAGGAAGAUUUUAUCUGAACUUUACCUGUCGGUUCCAGCUGAAGACUCCACAUGUUUCCCUUUAAAAACCUGGUUCAGGAUCAAACUUUCUGUCUGUCCAGUAAGCCUCCCUCCACUCCCUGGACUCCGGUCCUCAUCUAAAACGCCCUCCUCGCUCCGAUUCGCGCAUCAUGUUCCUCAAGCACAGAAACCAUCAUGAAAAGGGUUGAUUUUCUUUAGGACCUUCAGGGAUACGUUUUCACUGACUGGUAAAAAAGAGGGCCUUCAGAGGGAGAAGACGCCAGGACCGCUUGUCCCACAUUGGCACCUUCUAACUGGAGACACGUAGCGGCAGUACCAUCACAACAAGCUCUCCUCUCGUGGUUUUCUGGGACCAGGAACGCACCACCAGACUCCUCUCCUCCACCCUGUCCCGCUCAGUGGCUCUCGCAUCGCAUUUGAGGUUUGAACGUAGCCCGAACUCCCACCUACAGCUCCCGGGCGCAGAAAAUUCCUCUUUUCCUAUUCCAGCGGGACUGAACCGGUCUCUGUCAUCUCCACCGGUUUGCGGAGCCGGAGCUCCGGUCAGGUCUUCACAUCACACAAGUCAACGCAGCUAUGUUUUUAUGAUGGUUUUAGUCCGUUAUUUUCAAUUUUUUCUUCUUGGAUCAGCUUUGAAGAAAGAAAAAAAAAAAAGAUUUUCAACCUGCCAUCUUAGAUGUGUGUCCCACUUGGCUACCAGGAGCCCCUCAGAUGCGUUGAUCCAGUAACCACGGAGGCCUGCAGCUCCCAGUUUUCUUCUUCUGAACUCCCGAGCUUAAAACCAGACAGAGCAUCGGCUUUUCACCCAAUGAACCCCCCCUUCAUUUUAACCGAGAACACGACACCGGCGCACCGCAGCCAUAUCACCUCUGGACUCUGGACAGAUGAGGGCGCCCCCUUCAGGAGCUCAUAUCCAGUCAGGGAAGUCACAUGCUUCAGUGGGGGAUCACAUGGACUCUGCCGUCUCCACCCCUUCAUAGUUAGAAAUAUGCAGACCUGCUGUAGCUCAGGUCCACUGCGGAGAUCCUAGUCAUGACGUUGUUCCAGUGUGUGUUUGAUUUAUCGUAGGGAUUUUGUCGGGGAGAUAGUGGGCGGGUGAGAGGGACUAUUAGCUCUUUUUUCUUUUGUUGUUUUGUUUUUUUCUUUGUCAAUGUGUUGAUUUUCUUCUUUGGUUUAUGUGUUUCUUGAUCAGCGGCAGUUGAUGUUUUUAGAUAAAAAAACAACAACAACGAGUGGCUCAUUUCUGGUUCCCUGGAAACAUUCUGACCAGCGCUGCAUCACAACCCAACCCUUAGUGUACCCCGAAAGCCCGUGGUGCGUUCAGGGGAUCUCUGUGUUGUCUGUGAGUUUUUCUUUUAGUUAAAAAUGUGAAAACUAUUUAAAGGGAGAAAAAUUUAAAUAUUCAGUUUUCCAGUUCUCAACAGAGCAGCAUUGGGGUUCGGCUUACACUGGUUGAUUCGAGUUUUAAAGAUAAUCUUUCUUUUUUUGUCUAUGCAGAACCAGUCAUACACAUAAAAGUGACUAACUAAUGUAGGACAGCAAAUAAAACCCUGGAAUCACAACCCCGAUCCGCUCAAUGAAUAAUAACUUAAUUUAGGGGGGAAAAAGGAAAACUUUAAUUACACAUUUCUAAACUUCUAAACUAAAUGUAAACCAUGUGCACAUGUAACCGAGUGUAAAAACCUGAGGUGAGUUCAGGAGUUGCUUGAACUCACCACUCCAGCUGGCAGAUAUGCGGUGCUUUUAGGACACUGAGGACAGCAGCUCACCUCCUUGACUCCUUCCCUUACCUCCUUACCUCCCUUUCAGUCUCUCCUACUGGAAAUACAAAUUGAGGAGCAUUUUAAAAACAUUGGGCAUCUUUUGUUGUUUGGCACGGCUGCAAAACCCGCUCAUUGUUUUAGUUCAAACCAUUUUUAUGCAUUACAAAAUGGACAUUUAUCCAUUUUUAAUUCGGUUUACACUUUAAAAAAGCGGCGUCUCUCCUCUCUAGUAUUUUAGAUAAUCAAAUCGUCUUUAAGGUUAUUUUGUUUUUCCAAGUAGAGGCCAGGACGACGAUGCCCAAAGAAGAGUAAUGACAAAAGAGGCGUUGUUUCCUUCAUCUUUGCUGUUACAGGAGGCGGAGCCUGAAACUGCACAUCUGUCAUUUGAUCAGUUUUUCGGGUGGAGCUGCCGCGCAUUGUUUUUUCAGCAGCCUUCUUCUUCUCGCUCUGUCAAAGAGGACCGAACCCAACCAGGAAAAAAAAAGUUAUCUAUUGUAUUCAGCCUAAUUUUUUUUAAGUGUGCAAAAUGCUGAUAAACCGGAAGGGUGGUUUUAUUUGUCCAGGUUUGUUUCUCUUCUGGUGUGUCCUGUCUGGUCCUGAUGAUGAAGCAGCAAAUCUCUGCCCAGCUGCCAUCAGUGGAAUUGCUGUAAACCUUUAGCUUUUCUACUCUUGGAAGCCACACGUCAUCCUAAGGACACCUUAUUGUUUAGCUGUGACUCCAGACGGGACCUUUUUGUGUUCCGACUUUAACAUCUUCUGAGAUAUAGUCAAGAUGUUUUGGUUUGUGUUUUUUCCACAUUAGUCUAGCGUUUGAAAAAAAUUCAACCGUUAAAAAUCAGAUUUUGAACUUUUUUGAUAGGAAACUUGAUAUUUUUGUGUUUUUUCUUUCUUUUUUUCCUUUUUUUUUAAAGUUCCAAUUCUAGGCAGCAAUUUACAAAUGACAAUAAGUUCUCACCCUGGUUCAUUCUGGCUUUAAAGUCAGUGAUGAGUCUAGAAAAGAAGCCAGGCGCAGGGCUGUUGUAAACAGGUGUGUUACUAUUCAGAGUGUGAAGGCCACAUCCGUCUGGCUCUCUGAGGUCAGGCUUUCUUAGGCAGUGUUGUGAUCGGUCCUGCUUCAGUUUCAGGUUGGCUUUUUAUUCCACAAAAGCUUUGAAGACUCCCUCUUUCUGUUUGUUUUUUCUGCACAGAGGUUGUAGUAGAAUCCCCCUUUGACCCUUCAUCUCGGCUCCUCCGUCAGCCCUUCCUCAUCCCCUCUGUUGGGGAAAACUGUGUUUGACUUUUUGUGGUGUAACUAAAACAUGUUCAGGGGUUUUGAAUAAAAAAUACAAAAAGAGAA